Geosmithia morbida is the source of this 1158-nucleotide messenger RNA. Its product is annotated as GDP-mannose transporter. The coding region runs from base 1 to 1158 and encodes 385 amino acids. NCBI's taxonomy places the organism in Eukaryota, Fungi, Ascomycota, Sordariomycetes, Hypocreales, Bionectriaceae. The record is from RefSeq and is a predicted model, not a curated record. Gene Ontology annotation, biological process: transmembrane transport. The transcript has 4 exons. Gene Ontology annotation, cellular component: Golgi apparatus. Gene Ontology annotation, molecular function: GDP-mannose transmembrane transporter activity; antiporter activity.
AUGUCCGACAAGAAGAACGAGGACUAUGUUGUCCGAAUGCCCAACACGGGCUUCGAGAGGAGGAACAAAGACCUAUUUAGAUCCCAGCCUCCGAACCCUUCUUUGGCGCAAUCGAUGUCGAAGCUCGACAACAGCCCCCUUGUGUCCGUCCUCGCAUACUGUGCGUCGUCUAUUAGUAUGACGAUUGUCAACAAAUAUGUCGUCUCUGGAAAGGGUUGGAAUGUGAACUUCUUCUACCUUACCGUUCAGGCUAUCGUCUGCAUCGGUGCCAUCACAGCGUCCAAAAAUCUUGGCCUGAUUAGGACUCUUGCACCUUUUGAGAUUGACAGGGCAAGGAAAUGGUUUCCCAUCUCUGUGCUGCUUGUUGGCAUGAUUUACACCGGCGCCAAGGCGUUGCAGUUUCUUUCGGUCCCCGUGUACACGAUUUUCAAGAACUUGACUAUUAUUGUCAUCGCAUACGGCGAGAUCCUUUGGUUCGGUGGGAACGUGACGCCGCUCACACUUCUCUCCUUUGGCCUCAUGGUGCUCAGCUCCAUUGUCGCUGCAUGGGCGGAUAUUCAGAGCGCCAUUGCCGGUGACUUUGGUGGAAGCGACUCGGCUACCGCCGUGUCGACAUUGAAUUCCGGCUACGCUUGGAUGGGCCUCAACGUGUUUUGUAGUGCCUCGUACGUCCUGGGCAUGCGCAAAGUUAUGAAGAAGAUGAACUUCAAGGACUGGGAUACCAUGUACUACAACAACCUUCUGACAAUACCCGUCCUUCUCGUUUGCGGUUUGCUUACGGAAGACUGGUCCUCUACUAACUUGGCCCGAAACUUCCCUCCUGAGCUACGCAACCGCAUGAUUGUCGGAAUGGUCUACUCGGGUCUAGCCGCCAUCUUUAUCUCGUACUGCUCCGCCUGGUGCAUUCGAGUAACCUCGUCUACGACGUACUCCAUGGUCGGAGCCCUCAACAAGCUGCCGAUUGCCAUCAGCGGACUGGUCUUCUUCUCGGCACCUGUGACGGCGGGCAGCGUUUCAGCCAUCUUCAUUGGAUUUGUUAGUGGUAUCAUCUACGCAGUUGCCCGUAUCAAGCAGCAGGGCGCACCCAAGGACUCGCUGCCCAUGACUCGGGGGCCUAUGAGUGCCAGCGCUCAGAGCAACCGCGAUGCCAACGCAUAA